CCAUAUGGGCUUCCAGUUUAGCUAGAGAUUUUAAGCUAGCGGCGCAAAAUGACAGGUGACUGCUUUCAGUUGUAACUGACUUGUUGGUAGACUUUUAUAAAGCGUGUAUUAAACGUGAUUAUUCACUGACCUCGCUAAAUGUUAUUUUAUGGUUCUGAUAAACCACCGAUAUGUGAAUGUAAAGCAUUUGAGAAUGGUUAUUAAGUUAAACUGGUAUCGUUAACGCAACUGUUGUGAUUCAGUGCGAGUACCUGUGCUGCAAUUCCUCAACCUGUACGAGUGUCCAGUGAAAAGACACAUUGACACGGACAGCUCCCAGUUACGACACGGUAGCUGGAUUUUAACACACCCGUUGUCUGUAAAAUACAGAUGUCUUUUACAUAUUAGUUUUUUAAACCAAUAUUUAGUCAAACAAAAGUUAUUGCAAGAAUAAAAGUCAAUAAGCUGCUGUGGGAGUGAACACGUGAACGCAUCACUGCGACGUUCAAAGAAAAGUCCAUACAGUGUAGAUUUCCCAAUAAAUCACCAUUAUAACGCAGCACUCCUACUGUUUGUAGCUGGUUUACCCUAAAGAAAAACAACCAUCUCAUAAUUAGACUGUUUGAAUAGAAAUUAUUGUACAAUGCAUUGUUAAUAUAUUAUAAGUGAAUUAAAUGGUAAUUAAAAAUAUAAAUGUAAUAAUACAUGUUUAGUAAAAUAUUUGUUUAACUGAUACCUCACCAAACCUGUUUUACUUAGUAUCUUACAUAAGUACAUAAGUAACUUAGUAUAAUACAUAAGUAUUUGUGGUGUUUAGGCAGACUUUGCUUUGUAGUCUUAUUUAGCAACGCUGUACAGAUGGUGACAGUUGGAUUACAGCAUUUUUUUUUCUAUUUGCCUCUUAAAAGUGAUCAAGGCAAAUUGCAUAAGCAUGCUUUAAGCCGGUCUGAUGUUUCCCGUGAACCUCACAAUACUGCAGUCACAUCAGAAACAUUCUCUGUUGCUUCAUGUUUUCCACUGCGUGUACAGACAAGUCAAUAAGCCAGUGCCUGGCGGAGCUUGUGAAGGAGAGACUGUUUCCAGGAAUGCAUCCGGAACCGGAUGUCUGGAUGUUGUUUGUCGUAAUCGUUGUUUAGAGAAAGUGGAAAGGCAUGGCCCUGGAAGAAUCUCCCUUUCCUAAUGGGUUUGUUGCAGGUAUCCAUGCUGUGGGAUGGACACUCAUCCUGCCUUGUUUCUGGUGUCUUGAUUGCGUCAUUGCUGUAUGCAAGUCCACCACCCAGGAGCAACUCCAGCGAGAAGAACAGGAAUGCUACUUUCAUCCCCUCAAGGUCUUCUUUGGCUCCAUUCUCUUCUUCAUUCUUUUUCUUAUCACAGCCCCCUUGGCUUUCCUGGGCUUUAUGCUCUGGGCACCCCUUCAGGCAUGCCGCAGGCCAUUUUACUACCACAGAGAACCACCAUCCUCACCAGAAAUAGAGAUUCACAAAGGCUUUGAGCUCGCAGGAAAGGCAUCAUUUGGUUUUGCCACAGCCAACCUGUGUUUGUUACCUGAAAGUCUGGCUCGAUUUAACAACCUGGGCCACACUCAGCACAGGGCAUCUGCCAUCGGUGAGCGGAUUGUACAGGGUGUGUGUCGACCCCAUAUCAGGAUCUUGAUUGACUCCCCCAGCAGCUGUGGCACUCUCAGCCCCUCAAACAGCAUUCUCCCCACAGCCAGCUCAAAUACAUAUGGGGCUACAGGACAGUCACAACCACCAGUAAACCACCAUGUCGAAUCAACCCAAAGACAGUUUAGAGUGGUUCGUGUGCCUUGUGAUGACACAGAAGAGCCAUCAUCUGAGUCAUCUUCUCCAUGCCUCAAUUCCAAUCAGAAUUCCAACCAGCAGGGCCGAUCGAGCCACCGGCGUGCUCCCCGCGCUUUGCUCUCUCAGGGUCUCCGCCAGCAAGGUGAUGUACCGUGGGAGGUGUCGUCUUUGUUUCCAGCUGAUGUUGAUAUACUGUGCCUGGAAGAGGUGUUUGAUAAGAGAGCUGCUCAGAAGCUCACCAAUAUAUUAAAGCCAGUGUUUGGACACAUACUGUAUGACGUUGGCGUAUAUGCCUGCCAGCCACCCUGCAGAUGUACCUCUUUUAAGUUCUUCAACAGUGGCCUGUUCCUUGCCAGCAGAUUCCCUGUGCUGGAGGUUCAGUACAAGUGCUUUCCAAACAGUCGUGGGGAAGAUGCGCUGGCUGCCAAGGGCCUCCUCUCUGCUAAGGUGUUAAUCGGGCAGAAUAAAAAACAGAAGAAAGUGGUCGGCUAUUUUAACUGCACACAUCUUCACGCACCAGAGGGUGAAGGGGAUAUUCGCUGUGAGCAGUUGAACAUGGUUACCAAGUGGAUUGUUGAUUUUCAGACUGCCUACAAACAGCCAGAGGAGGAAGUUGUUUUUGAUGUGCUCUGUGGUGAUUUCAACUUUGAUAACUGCUCACCUGAUGACCAUCUGGAACAGAAUCACCAUAUUUUUGAAGAUUAUAAAGACCCUUGCAGAGCUGGACCUGGAAAGGAAAAGCCUUGGGUCAUUGGUACUCUCCUGGAGCAGCCAACUCUAUAUGAAGAUGAGGUAAACUCCCCAGAUAGUCUACAAAGAACUUUGGAAAGAGAUGAUCUGAGGAGGUAUUAUAUCUCCCCUCCUGUUCCUGCAGCAAGCUCUCCCCUAGUUUAUCCAGAGACUGGCCAGCCUUGGAUUGGACGUAGAAUUGACUACAUCCUCUACCGAGAAAACUCCAUUUCAAAGCAGUGCCGAACAGAAAUUGAAGAGGUGACCUUUAUAACCCACCUGGCAGGCCUCACGGAUCAUAUUCCUGUGGGCUUGAGACUGAAUGUCGUUAUGGAAUCUGACUGUGACGAUGAAUGAAAAUCUUCAAACAAUGGGAGCAAAACAUACAAAAAUGUACACAGCAUUCCUUUAUACAGGGAAAACUAUGUUUUGAUAACAUGGCUGAAUUUGUAAACUGAGUAAAUAUGUGUUGGCAAAUAAGAUUGUACCACAAAUUAAUUUUAUUUUUAUGGAUUUAUUGAGGUUUUUUUAAUGCACACAUUUUAUAUAAAUGUAAGUGUUGUACAGGCCAGAUGUGUUAGUUUUUGUAAAACAGUAUGUUUUUAGAAUUUUCCACAGAAUUUUUUCCUACAGAAUAAAAGCAGACUUAAUUUUA
Melanotaenia boesemani (Boeseman's rainbowfish) is the source of this 3165-nucleotide messenger RNA. It is a transcript of the gene smpd5, whose product is annotated as sphingomyelin phosphodiesterase 5. Gene Ontology annotation, molecular function: sphingomyelin phosphodiesterase activity. Gene Ontology annotation, biological process: sphingomyelin metabolic process. Gene Ontology annotation, cellular component: cytoplasm; extracellular region. The record is from RefSeq and is a predicted model, not a curated record. NCBI's taxonomy places the organism in Eukaryota, Metazoa, Chordata, Actinopteri, Atheriniformes, Melanotaeniidae. The coding region runs from base 1131 to 2867 and encodes 578 amino acids. The transcript is spliced from 8 exons.